Messenger RNA from Plodia interpunctella (Indianmeal moth), 2259 nucleotides. RefSeq names its product serine protease inhibitor 77Ba-like (gene serpin-4). NCBI's taxonomy places the organism in Eukaryota, Metazoa, Arthropoda, Insecta, Lepidoptera, Pyralidae. The transcript has a single exon. Gene Ontology annotation, molecular function: serine-type endopeptidase inhibitor activity. The record is from RefSeq and is a predicted model, not a curated record. Bases 135 to 1388 code for a protein of 417 amino acids.
GUCGCUUCAAUUUAAAUUCAUUACAAUGAAAAUGUGUUUUAAGUAAAUAGACGUUGUUUUAUGCAUUAACUACAAGGUGUAAUAUUAUUAAACCAGUGCCUAAUUUGUGUACAGUGCAACAAAGACUUGUAAAAAUGCGGGCUACAGUGAUAAAUGUAUUAUUUUUUACACUGUCCAUGUGUUAUGGACAAGGUAAUCCGCCAUUGCCGAAUCCUCUUCCACCUUCUAACCUUCACAUUGGUUUGACUGAGCGUAUUGGCAAUUUUUCUGUGGAAUUACUAUAUCAUGCGACGAAACAACAACAAACGCAACAAAACUUGAUACUAUCACCCAUUACUGUAUGGACCGUACUGGCAGUGAUUUCUGAAGGAGCUACAGAAGGUACGUUGAGACAGAUCAAUCAUGCUAUCAGAAUAAAAACCAAGAGUAGGGAAGCAGUACGCCAAGAUUUCCGCGAAAUUGCUAGGUGGCUUCGCGUUAACACCAAAACUGUGCAACUUGCGAAAAUCAAUGCCAUCUUUGUCCAUUCUGAUACUCUACCCAGAACUGACUUUAGCGCAUUAGCGAAAAAUUUCUAUGAUACUGAUGUUGUGACUUUAAAUUUUAAUGACUCUGUUAAUGCGGCCAAUUCUAUAAACCAUGCAAUUGCCAAUGUUACUCAUGGUAGAAUACCAAAGAUAGUAGACAGCAGUUACUUCCAAAAUAGUCAAAUGAUACUCACCAGUGCUCUGUAUUUCAAGGGACAGUGGACAUUCCCUUUCAACGCAACAUCUACUUCAAAAAUGUCAUUUUACAGUAGUCUUGGCCAGAAAAUAGGUGAAGUCAACAUGAUGUAUAACCGUCACAAUUAUCCAUUUGCCAAUAUCCAACAAUUGCAAGCAAGAGUUAUAGAGAUUCCUUAUGGUAAAGAGAACCGUUUGUCUAUGCUUAUAAUGCUGCCACAUCCUGAUGUGUCCUUGGAUACUAUGUUCUACAAUUUCCAAAAAAUAACACUUGAUAAAGUAUUUGAGGAGUUAAAAAUCUCUAAAGAGGAAUUCGGAGAUGAUGAAGUGGACUGCUUAAUACCUAGAUUCAAAAUUGAAUCUAACAUAGAUCUUACUGAAAUUAUGAGGAAUAAGUUUAAUAUGCAAGAUUUGUUUGAUGAGAGCCGUGCACGAUUGCCUCGUAUGGCGGCAUGGCCCGUUUAUGUCUCUAAAAUGAUUCACAAAGCCGAGAUUGAAGUCUCUGAAGAAGGUACUACAGCUUCCGGAGUCACAGUUGUUGAAUUUAGUAACCGUAUUGGUGUAAUAAGAUUUGAAGCGAACAGACCCUUUUCAUAUGUGAUCAUAGAAAAGAUCACAAAUUCUAUUGUCUUUGGUGGGGUUUACCAAGAACCCUCUUUAUAUUGAUUAUAGACAGAUUGUGAAGCAAAGAUCAGAAAACUAAGAGAUAAAAUAUAUACUCAAAGCUAUAUGGACAACUAGAGAUGCCAAAGGCAAGGCUUUACAAAUUAAUAAAAUAAUGGCAUCCAUAGUUGCCAGUUGCACUCAAAUUUAAUGGCAAAUGAAGAUCUUAUUAUUUCUUUUUUUAUAUAAUUAUGUUUAAGUGUUUCUUAAAUAACUAAAACUUUAGAAUUAGUUUAACACUUGUAAGAAGGAUAAUGUCAUUCUUUGGAUAUACAAACUAUACACAAACAGUAUUUUAAGCAGGAUACUCAAUAUCACUUAAUUUGUAUUACAAUAAUAUUUCUGCCUGGCAAAUUUACAUUAAUUCCUGACUCAUGUAUUCAAUAACAUACAUUUCAAUUAUGUCAUCAGUGAAUAUUAAAAAUAGAAGUACAUAUGGAGCAAUCAGAGCUAGUCAUCAUAAUACAUAAGUUGAAAGUAAAUAUUAUUUAAUUCACUAAAUUUCAAUCAUCAGUUUGCUGUUUUGUUUUUUUUUAUAAAUUAAAUAUAUUUUUUUUGUUUAUUUAUGAUGAAUUGUAAAUGAUUUCACAGGAUGCUUUAACAAAUGUCAAACACAUUCCAAAUAACUGUAUCAAUAAAUUCUAUUUCUAUAAUAUACACAAUUAGAUCCUUCCAUCUCUUUAACCUUUUUACAGCAGUAAAUUUUAUUUAAAGAUUCAUAGGGAAAACAUUUUGUUAAUAGACCUACAAAAAAUAUGUGAUUGGUGCUCUCUUUCUAUAGAUAAGUAAAAGUAAGUGAAAGAUAGAUGUGCAAUUUAAUGAUGUGAUAUAUGCAUACUAUUUUAUGUAUUACUAAUAUAAAAAUGUUUACGAU